Molecule: messenger RNA, 1293 nt
Organism: Zingiber officinale
Lineage: Eukaryota; Viridiplantae; Streptophyta; Magnoliopsida; Zingiberales; Zingiberaceae
Product: probable xyloglucan endotransglucosylase/hydrolase protein 28
Exons: 4
Coding region: 145-1149 (334 amino acids)
Biological process (GO): xyloglucan metabolic process; cell wall biogenesis
Cellular component (GO): apoplast; cell wall
Molecular function (GO): xyloglucan:xyloglucosyl transferase activity; hydrolase activity, hydrolyzing O-glycosyl compounds
Source: RefSeq, a predicted model, not a curated record
UCCAAUAAAAUCCCAGCUCUCGUGCUCACCUUCCAACACCUAGGCCUUCCUUUUCCAACUCUCUCAAGAAACAUAAGAGAAAGGGAGUGUUGCCUAUUUAAUGAGAUUACCUACUGAAACAAGCAGUGACAGCUAAAGGAAGAUAUGGGUUCUUCUUCUUCUUGGACAUCACUCUUCCUCCUCAUCCUCUUGCUUGGUUCAGCUCUGUACAUUUGCAAUGCAACUAGUGGUCUCCCAGAGCUGCCCAACCUCACCACCCUCUCCUUUGAGGAAGGCUACACACAGCUAUUUGGAGACUCCAACCUAAGGCUUCAUGGCGAUGGAAGAAAUAUUCACAUCUCUCUAGACCAGAGAACUGGUGCUGGAUUCGCGUCACAAGAUCUUUAUCUCCAUGGAUUCUUCAGUGGUUCCAUCAAAUUACCUUCAGAUUAUGCUGCAGGAGUUGUCGUGGCCUUCUAUAUGUCAAAUGGAGAUAUAUUUGAGAAGACACACGAUGAAUUGGACUUCGAAUUCCUAGGGAACAUAAGAGGGAGGGAAUGGAGAGUCCAGACCAAUAUUUAUGGGAACGGAAGCAUAUCUACAGGAAGGGAAGAGAGAUAUGAACUCUGGUUUGAUCCCACAGAGGACUACCAUCAGUAUUCCAUCCUCUGGAGCAGUCAAAGGAUCAUAUUCUACAUAGACAACAUUCCCAUAAGGGAAUUGGUGAAGAGCCAAAUCAUGGGUGGGGAUUACCCAGCGAAGCCCAUGUCCCUCUAUGCUACCAUAUGGGAUGGGUCCACCUGGGCCACAUCUGGAGGUCGCUAUAAGGUCAACUACAAAUUUGCUCCUUACACAGCUGAAUUUGCUGACCUUAUGCUACAUGGCUGCGCUGCAAAUCCUAAUGACCAUAAAACAAUCUGCAUGGGCAAUGAUGAUGUCUACAAUGGCAUCACCAUGUCAGCAGAUCAAAGGCUGUUAAUGGAGAAGUUCCGAAAGAAGCGUAUAACAUACUCUUACUGUCAUGACCGUAUACGUUACCCUACACCCCCGCCGGAGUGUAUUCUUGGUCCAGAGGCUGAGGGCUUCCUUGCAUCAGGUGAAGCAAAGUUCAGUUUUCGCCGCCGGCGUGGAAGGCACUAUACCCGGAGCUCAGUGGGCGUGUCCUUUUGAGUUUGAUUCAUUUCAUAUUGAACAAGUCCAGGUGGUCUAGAGAAGAUUUUUUUUUUGUUGGUUGUUGUUUUGUGUGUGUGUAAAAUGUAUUCUAUAACUCUAUUGUACUGUUGUAUAGCAAAUUUGCCCUGAGGGUUCAUGUCA